Molecule: messenger RNA, 978 nt
Organism: Drosophila takahashii
Lineage: Eukaryota; Metazoa; Arthropoda; Insecta; Diptera; Drosophilidae
Cellular component (GO): extracellular region
Molecular function (GO): chitin binding
Source: RefSeq, a predicted model, not a curated record
UCAGUUUCAUUUUAAGAUGCUGCGCUUACUGAUCUUCGUGGGAGUGUGUAUCCUGGGCUGCCGGGCACAGUGCAAUACGUGCCAUGAUAAUGGCGUGUCCUGCAUUUCGCGGACUGAAUUCCAAUUCUGUACUCUUGCAUCCACCGAAGGCGUACCCGUUGGAGGUUCCUACACCUGCCCCACUGGAUACUACUGUACAAAGGACCUACCUAUUUGCAGCACAGUGGAAACAUCAGUUGAAUGUCCAGGCUGCAAUACUUGCAGCACUGAUAAACGUUUUGCCUGCACCGGUAGGAAUACCUUCGCCUUGUGUCUAGGACAACCGACUCCCAGUACAUCGAUUGGAGGAAGUUGCGGUGAUUUGAUAUGCAGUUUGAAUAAUGAAAACAUCUGUGGUGAUCCCACCGAAAACACGGUGACCUGUUCCGGAUCAGGUCCCGAUUGUGGAUCCACAACCAUAAGCAAUGCCACCGAAUAUUGUCAAACCAUUAAACAAACUGGGAGAUUUCCCUAUGGCGGUGUUACCUCGACCACCUGCCAUCAAUAUGUGAACUGUUUUACUGUUGCUGGCAUAUUUCAAGGAAACGUUUACACCUGUCCUGGACUCACUUACUUCGACAGCACCUCCCACCAAUGCACCACCCAAACGCAGGCCAGGUGCUCGGAUACUAUAUCUUGUCUGAAUCUGAAUGACCGAUUGUUGCCGUAAGGGCUUAAAGCAACUAUCUUUAUAGUGGUUAACAUCAGAAGGCAAGGGAAUCUUAAUCAAAUAAAAGAAGUGCCUUACAAACGCAAAGGUUUACUAGCCAGAUAGCAACGAUGAUUAGAUUGUGAUUAUAAUAGACUAUAAAUGGUUCUUAGUUAUAAAACUCUCCCAAGUACGUAAAAGUUUACAGAAAUCGGUUUUUGAGGUACUCCAUUAUAAUAGAAAAUAAAUAUUUUUAUUUCUGCUUGAAAAUACAAAAUUUCAAAACCAAA